Molecule: messenger RNA, 525 nt
Organism: Ziziphus jujuba (common jujube)
Lineage: Eukaryota; Viridiplantae; Streptophyta; Magnoliopsida; Rosales; Rhamnaceae
Product: E3 ubiquitin-protein ligase BOI-like
Exons: 2
Coding region: 1-525 (174 amino acids)
Biological process (GO): regulation of programmed cell death
Molecular function (GO): ubiquitin-protein transferase activity
Source: RefSeq, a predicted model, not a curated record
AUGAAUUCUUUUGCUACUCCGCCUUUGACUGAAACUCGCUUACCUUUCUAUCAAUCCUCCUCCCCUGUUUGCUUGGAUCCGAAACAUUCAUUGCUGAACAAUUCCGAUAGCGUUCUCACCUGCAACAACAUUCCUCCUUCUUCUGCUGCUCCUCGUAAACGCCAACGGGAUUCGAUGGUGAUGAUGAGGGGAAAAGAAAUUGAAACUGGAAGAGCAGAGAUGAUGUUGGCGAUUCAACAAGGGAUCACCAUGAAACUCAAAGAGAAAGACGAUGAGAUACAGAGGAUGGGAAAGCUCAAUUGGGUUCUCCAAGAGCGUGUCAGAAGUCUAUGGGUUGAGAAUCAGAUUUGGAGGGAUUUGGCUCACACCAACGAAGCCACGGCCAAUUCUUUGAGCAGCGAUUUAGAACAGGUUCUAGCCCACGUCGGAGAAGACCGCCGUGCUUCCGCCGCUGGCAACGACCAAGCUGCGGUUGUUGAGGAUGAUGCAAAGUUGUCACCCAAUUCCUUGAUGGCAAAGUCGUGA